This is a messenger RNA of Dibothriocephalus latus, 273 nucleotides long. The record is from the annotation of a GenBank genome assembly. NCBI's taxonomy places the organism in Eukaryota, Metazoa, Platyhelminthes, Cestoda, Diphyllobothriidea, Diphyllobothriidae.
AUGACCUAUGCAGGCGGCGGAAAGCACGAUGUGCCUGUCUACAGCCCCGAGGCGCAAAAGCGUCUUCGGGAAUUUCGUCGACUCAGCGACCAGCUGACGGAGGUUACGCUAGCUGCAAUACAUCGUGCUGAGGUCCAACAACCGCACAAACCUCUCAUUGAGGUACCAGUUUUGCCCUGUGCCAAAUGCGGUCAGGGCAACCCGCUGCAGGCGCCGAGUUUAUUUGAGACAGGCACCGAGCCCGAUCGCAAUGAGCUGCAACGGCUGGGCAGA